AUUGCACGGCGCGGAGGCCGAGGAUUUCGCCUGGGAGCCUCCGACCGAAGCUGAGACGAAGGUGCUGCAGGCGCGACGGGAGCGGCAGGAUCGCAUCUCCCGGCUCAUGGGCGACUACCUGCUCCGUGGUUACCGCAUGCUGGGCGACACGUGCGCGGACUGCGGGACGAUCCUCCUCCAGGAUAAACAGCGGAAAAUCUACUGCGUGGCUUGUCAGGAGCUCGACUCAGACGUGGAUAAAGACAACCCGGCCCUGAACGCACAGGCGGCCCUCUCUCAAGCUCGGGAACACCAGCUGGCCACGGCUGCAGAGGCUGCCACGGCCUCUCGGCCCACAUCCCAGCCCCCAGUCCCCCGCCCAGAGCACUGUGAGGGGGCUGCAGCGGGCCUCAAGGCAUCCCAGGGGCCUCCCCUUUCUGCUGCAGCUCCGAAUGCAGAUGUGGUGGCGUCCACACAGUCAGCCCUCCUGCAGAAGCUAACCUGGGCUUCCGUUGAGCUGGGCUCUAGCAGCUCCUUGGAGACUAGUAUCCAGCUGCGUGGGCUCAUCCGGGCUUGUGCGGAUGCGCUGGGCAGCCUGAAGCAGCUGGAGCACUGAGACCUAUCCCCCCUCCCCCCACCCCCUUCCCCCGAGA
This is a messenger RNA of Meriones unguiculatus (Mongolian gerbil), 632 nucleotides long. Its product is annotated as protein ZNRD2-like. NCBI's taxonomy places the organism in Eukaryota, Metazoa, Chordata, Mammalia, Rodentia, Muridae. The coding region runs from base 107 to 595 and encodes 162 amino acids. The record is from RefSeq and is a predicted model, not a curated record. The transcript has a single exon.